Messenger RNA from Uloborus diversus, 1770 nucleotides. Its product is annotated as alanine aminotransferase 2-like. The record is from RefSeq and is a predicted model, not a curated record. The transcript is spliced from 14 exons. Gene Ontology annotation, biological process: biosynthetic process. The coding region runs from base 89 to 1621 and encodes 510 amino acids. Gene Ontology annotation, molecular function: pyridoxal phosphate binding; L-alanine:2-oxoglutarate transaminase activity. Lineage: Eukaryota; Metazoa; Arthropoda; Arachnida; Araneae; Uloboridae.
AUAUGAAAGCUUUUACAGCCAGGAAGGGGAGUUUCCCCUCUAAGUGUCUAUUUUUAAACAGCGAGAUCAUCCUCUUCUGCAGUCUUAAAUGUCACACUUGUGCGUGUUCGUUGCCAAGAAUUAUUUUCAGCAGGAUUGUUUCAAGGCUUCAAAAGACAUGUGGGAUUACGAGAUCAAUUUGGUUUCUUCAACUUUGACAAAAGAAACCAUAAAUCAAAACUUGAGGCACAUGGAAUUCCCUUGGCCAAGUCCAGUUGUAUCCAGAGGAAACGAAAUAGAAAAAGAAAUUAAAGCUGGAAAAAAAUUUCCUUUUGACGAAGUAAUUCAUGCACAUGCGGGUGAUCCGCAAGGAAUGGGACAAAAACCAAUAACUUUUUUUCAGCAGACCGUGUCUUUAUGUAUCAAUCCUGCUCUCCUUCAAAGUGAUAACUUUCCGUCAGAUGUCAAACAGAGGGCAAUGACUAUCUUAAAAAACUGUAGAGGACAUAGCAUAGGUUCAUAUAGUGAUUGUAAAGGAAUGAGUGUAGUGCGAAAACAGAUUGCAAAAUUUAUUCAAGAAAGGGAUCAAGUUCCGUCUUCUUUCGAAGAUAUUUUCCUUUCAAGUGGGGCCACGGAGGCAUUGCGGGUGGUUAUGUAUUUAUUCAACAGCAGUUCAACUGAGAAACCGCCUGGAGUCAUGAUACCUAUUCCCCAAUAUCCAUUGUUUUCAUCUACCGUGUCAGAAUAUGGGAUGCAUCAGAUUAGUUAUUACCUAGACGAAGAAAAUCAGUGGGCCUUAGAUGUAACGGAGUUGCAGAGAGCUGUUAAAGCAUCCCGAUGUUACUGUGAACCUAAAGUUCUAGUUAUCAUUAAUCCUGGGAACCCAAGUGGAUUUGUGAUGUCUCGCAGCGACAUUGAGAAAAUUAUAAAGUUUGCUUACGAUGAAAAGCUUUUUAUUUUAGCGGACGAGGUAUACCAGUAUAACGUUUAUGAUCCUAGUCUGAAGUUUCAUUCAUUCAGAAAAGUUAUGACAGAAAUGGGACCACCUUACAGUCUGAUGGAACUUGCUUCAUUCAUGUCUGGGUCAAAAGGAUAUAUGGGAGAAUGUGGGGCAAGAAGUGGUUAUUGUGAAAUUGUAAAUCUCGACAAUGAUGUGAAACAAGCAUUGAUAAAGUUGUUAUCUGCACGGAUGUGUCCUUCUUUACUCGGUCAGCUUAUCAUGUACUGUAUUACAAAUCCACCUCAUCCUGAUGAACCAUCUUUUGAGCUCUUUGAAGAGGAAAAGACUCACGUUUUACAAUCCUUAAAAGAGAGAGCAGAGUACUGUUAUUCAAUGUUCAACAGUGUUGAAGGCUUAUCCUGUAACAAAGUGGUUGGUGCAAUGUACGUAUAUCCCAAGAUUCAUCUGUCACAGAAAGCUCUACAAGAAGCUCAGAGACGAAAACAAAAUCCUGAUGAAUUCUACGCCAUGGAACUACUACAUAGCGCUGGAAUAUGUGUUAUACCCGGAUGCCUGUUUGGUCAAAAGCCAGGCACAUACCACUUUAGAUUGACAUUCCUUCCACAAAUGGAUAAACUAAAGAUUAUUGUGGAGAGGAUAUUGAAAUUCCAUUUAAAAUUUGCAGAAGAAUACAAAGACUGAAACACGAAGAAAAUGAACAAAAUGCAAAAUGUAAUGCCUUCAAGAAAUUCGAGCAAAAAUAAAAAUAAACCAAUUUAAUAACAAACAAUUUUUAUAUAUAUUUGUUAAAAUUUGUUGUAAAGUUGAUCCUUAAAAAUAAAGGUGCUUAU